Messenger RNA from Heterostelium album PN500, 609 nucleotides. RefSeq names its product MaoC family dehydratase. The transcript is spliced from 2 exons. Bases 1 to 609 code for a protein of 202 amino acids. NCBI's taxonomy places the organism in Eukaryota, Evosea, Eumycetozoa, Acytosteliales, Acytosteliaceae. The record is from RefSeq and is a predicted model, not a curated record.
AUGGAUAAACAACAACUAAGAAGAAUUAAAGUGAUCUCACAACACUUGAGAGAGGAAGACGGUGUUGUCGCAUCGAAUACCACUGCUGCCAAAUCGUUGUCAGAGUUGGUCGUUCGUGCACAAACACAAAGAAACCAAAAGAAUACAAGAACUCUUAAGGGUCUCGACGAAUUAAAGACCUACGUUAGCAAGGAUCUCGGUGUCACACAAUACCUCAAGAUCACUCAAGAUCGUAUCAACGACUUUGCAGAGGCAACCGGUGAUUUCCAAUGGAUUCACGUUGAUCCAAAGCGAGCUGCUGACUCUCCAUUCGGUGGAACUAUUGCACAUGGAUUCUUAACAUUAUCGUUGGCACCAAUGUUUGCAGAGGAAGUCAUGCCCAAUAUCGAAGGAAUUCAAUAUUUCAUCAAUUGUGGAUUCAAUAAAGUUCGUUUCCUCUCACCAGUGCCAGUGGAUUGCAAUCUCAGAUGCAGAUUCACCUUGCAAGAGUUGGUAGAGAAUGCCAGUGGUGCCAACGCUGUCAUCAAGUUAACUUUUGAAAUCGAAGACAAUCCAAAGCCUGCUGCUAUCUGUGAAUGGAUCGUUCGUUUCUACAAGAAUCAAGAAUAG